Messenger RNA from Juglans microcarpa x Juglans regia, 2112 nucleotides. RefSeq names its product long chain base biosynthesis protein 1. The transcript has 15 exons. Lineage: Eukaryota; Viridiplantae; Streptophyta; Magnoliopsida; Fagales; Juglandaceae. Gene Ontology annotation, biological process: sphingosine biosynthetic process; ceramide biosynthetic process. The record is from RefSeq and is a predicted model, not a curated record. Gene Ontology annotation, cellular component: endoplasmic reticulum. Gene Ontology annotation, molecular function: pyridoxal phosphate binding; serine C-palmitoyltransferase activity. The coding region runs from base 472 to 1917 and encodes 481 amino acids.
AAAAAGAAAACCACGCGUCAACACCUGACGUGUGGGGUGUGGUUGAGAACAGUUGCUGAUAUAUAUAUAAUUUCUCAUUUUUCAUAAGGUUGUAUUAUUUGGCCAUCCAAAUUCCCAAGUCCAUCGUCGCCAACGAUUUCUUUCGCCAAGGUAUUCAAUAAUUUCCUUAUUCUCAGCUCCGAUCUCAAUCCGGGUGUCUGUAUGAGCUAUCAAUCUCUCUUAUGAUCCAAGUUAGGCGAUUCGGCGAAUGAACUCUACUCUCGUCGAUUUGCAGCUUCUCUCUUUAGCCUCUAAUCCAUCCUGGUCUGGUUCAGCUAUCAGACACCUUUAGCAUCGGACGUUUGUUCUAUCAUAGAUCCAGAUCUCUAAGCCUUUUAUUGCAGUGACAGUCUCAAGAGAUUGUAGUUACAGGAAAUGAAUGUCCUCGUCUAUGAUGUGAGUGGUUUUUGAAGGCUAUCUGAUAUCGAGACUAUGGCAUCUGCUGUUCUGCAAAUAGUGAAUACUACUUUAGAGUGGGUGACUUUGGCUUUAGAUGCUCCUUCUGCCCGAGCUGUUGUUUUUGGAGUACAUAUCGGCGGGCAUCUAUUUGUGGAAGUUCUUCUUUUGGUUGUCAUCCUUUUCCUGCUUUCCCAGAAAAGUUACAAGCCCCCAAAAAGGCCUUUAACCAAGAAGGAAAUAGAUGAGCUAUGUGAUGAAUGGGUCCCAGAAUCACUCAUUCCUCCUCUUACAGAAGAGAUGCAGAGGGAACCUCCAAUGUUAGAAAGUGCUGCAGGGCCACAUACAAUAAUCAAUGGCAAAGAAGUUGUCAAUUUUGCUUCAGCAAAUUAUCUUGGAUUGAUAGGACAUAAGAAAUUGCUUGAGUCAUGUUCCUCUGCAUUGGAGAAAUACGGUGUUGGUUCUUGUGGUCCUCGUGGAUUCUAUGGAACAAUUGAUGUACACCUUGACUGUGAGGCCAGAAUAGCAAAAUUUUUGGGAACUCCUGAUUCAAUUCUCUAUUCCUAUGGACUUUCCACCGUGUUCAGUGCAAUUCCAGCUUUUUGCAAAAGAGGAGAUAUCAUUGUAGUGGAUGAAGGAGUCCACUGGGGAAUACAAAAUGGUCUUCAUCUCUCUAGAAGCACAAUUGUGUAUUUCAAGCACAAUGAUAUGGAAUCUCUAAGGACUACUCUUGAGAAAAUCACUGCAGAGAAUAAGCGUGCUAAGAAAUUGCGGCGCUACAUUGUUGUUGAAGCUGUGUACCAGAAUUCUGGCCAAAUAGCUCCCUUAGAUGAGAUCAUUAGAUUGAAGGAGAAAUAUCGCUUCCGCGUUUUAUUGGAUGAGAGCAACUCAUUUGGUGCACUUGGCAGUUCUGGAAGGGGUCUCACUGAGUAUUAUGGGGUUCCGAUUGAGAAGAUAGAUAUUAUAACUGCUGCCAUGGGACAUGCAUUAGCCACAGAAGGAGGAUUUUGCACCGGAAGUGCCAGAGUCAUUGAUCACCAACGAUUGAGCGGUUCUGGGUAUGUUUUUUCUGCUUCUUUGCCCCCAUAUCUUGCGAGUGCAGCAAUAACUGCCAUUGAUGUCCUGGAGGAAAAUCCUGAUCUGAUGAAGAAACUGAAGGAAAAUAUUGCCCGUUUAUGGAAAGGAUUGUCAGAUAUACCAGGCCUCUCAAUAGCAAGUAAUGCAGAAUCGCCCAUUGUUUUUCUCAAGCUAGAGAAGUCAACAGGUUCCAUUAAAAAUGACCUAACUCUUCUUGAAGAGAUUGCCGAUCGUGUGUUGAAGGAAGAGUCAGUAUUUGUGGUGGCUUCCAAAAGAUCGACACUUGAUAAAUGUCGUUUAGCCGUGGGAAUCAGACUGUUUGUUUCUGCUGGCCAUUCAGAAUCCGAUCUGCAGAAGGCAUCUGGAUCAUUGAAAAGAGUUGCAGCACAGGUUCUGAAGAGUUAAAAUUGAGUGGUGGUGCAUGAAUCUCUCUUUCUCUGUGCGUGUGUGCGUGUGUGAACCUGCUGGACCUUAUCAGGUUUUUUAGACACCUUCAUUUGUUAGACAAUUUUGUAAUGUAGGCUAAGGCCUGUGGUCAUUGAUAAUUUAUGUUCUAAUUCUUGCGUGAUUAUUUAGAUUGGCAGAUUUUUUGCACUUUAA